AUGUACAUAUUUAUUGAUAUGAUAUUUUGGGGGGCAAACUUCUUUUUCUGGCAUCUUUCUUUCCCUUCCUCCCCUUCACCCGAUUCUUACUGCUGCUUCUUCCUCUCUAAGAACCCCAUCCCCACCCCCACCGCGCCUUCUCUCGACUGCCUGACUGACAAGAUUCAGCUUGGCCAUUCAUUCAUUCAUUUUUCUCCUUACGCUGUGACGACACACCCUAGAUCAUAUUUUUGCCUUCUCCCUAAAAACCUCCCGACGCUUCUUGCAAACGUUUCGCUCUCUCUCUCUCUCUCUCCUUUAGUCCUCCUUCUUCCCUCUACUCCUCCUUCCUUCCCUCUACGUCUUAGUCUUCCUUCCUUCCCACUCCCGCUUAGUCCUCUCCGGUCUUUCUUACUCCCUCUUCCACCUCCCCCUAGUUCUUCCUCCCUUCUCCUUCCCUUACCUUUCUUCUUUCCUUCCCUCUCUCUCCUUCCAUUUCAUCCCCCUUCCCCAACGUCUUCCAUCCCCCUCUUCCCCCAUCUUCCUCUCACCCCCUCUAUAUCUCCCACUCUCUCUAACUCACACACUAAAAUGAUGGUGGGAGUGAAUUUAACAGUUAGAGAAAAUGUUUGUUUCUUUAUUACUUAA
Acanthosepion pharaonis is the source of this 627-nucleotide messenger RNA. NCBI's taxonomy places the organism in Eukaryota, Metazoa, Mollusca, Cephalopoda, Sepiida, Sepiidae. The record is from the annotation of a GenBank genome assembly.